AUGGACCUGGAGUUCAACAAUUCGGUACAGAUUGAGCAAAUUCCAGGAGCUGAUGUGGUCGUGGAGACAUUGACCAACUACCACCCAUGUCCCUGCAACUCAAGGGCCAACCAACACCCAUGUGGCCACGACUCAUGGGCCAACCACCACACAUGUUCCUGCAACUCAAGAGCCAACUUCCACCCAUGUCCCUGCAACUCAAGUGCCAACUACCACCCAUGUGCCCACGACUCAUGGGCCAACCCCUACUCAUGGGCCAACCACCACCCAUGUCCUUGCAACUCAAGGGGCAACUCCCACCCAUGUCCCUGCAACUCAAGGGCCAACCACCACCCAUGUGCCCACGACUCAUGGGCCAACCCCUACUCAUGGGCCAACCACCACCCAUGUCCUUGCAACUCAAGGGGCAACUCCCACCCAUGUCCCUGCAACUCAAGGACCAAUAACCACACAUGUCCCUACAACUCAAGGGCCAACCACUGCUCAUGGGGCAACCACCACACAUGUUCCUGCAACUCAAGGACCAACCACCACACAUGUGCAGAUGACUCAUGGGCCAACCCCUAUUCAAGGGCCAACCACCACCCAUGUCCCUGCAACUCAAGGGCCAACAACCACCCAUGUGACCACGACUCAUGGGCCAACCCCUACUCAUGGGCCAACCACCACCCAUGUCCCUGCAACUCAAGGGCAAACUCCCACCCAUGUUCCUGCAACUCAAGGGCCAACCACCACCCAUGUGACCACGACUCAUGGGCCAACCCCUACUCAUGGGCCAACCACCACCCAUGUCCCUGCAACUCAAGGGCCAACCCCCACCCAUGUGCCCACGACUCAUGGCCCAACCACCACCCAUGUCCCUGCAACUCAAGGGCAAACCACCAUCCAUGUGACCACGACUCAUGGGCCAACCCCUACUCAUGGGCCAACCACCACCCAUGUCCUUGCAACUCAAGGGGCAACUCCCACCCAUGUCCCUGCAACUCAAGGGGCAACCACCACCCAUGUCCCUACAACUCAAGGCCCAACCACUGCUCAUGGGGCAACCACCACACAUCUUCCUGCAGCUCAAGGACCAACUACCACCCAUGUGCCCAUGACUCAUGGGCCAACCAGCACCAAUGUCCCUGCAACUCAAGGACCAAUAACCACACAUGUCCCUACAACUCAAGGGACAACCACUGCUCAUGGGGCAACAACCACACAUGUCCCUGCAACUCAAGGACCAACCACCACACAUGUGCAGACGACUCAUGGGCCAACCCCUAUUCAAGGGCCAACCACCACCCAUGUCCCUGCAACUCAAGGGCCAACCACCACCCAUGUGACCACGACUCAUGGGCCAACCCCUACUCAUGGGCCAACCACCACCCACGUCCCUGCAACUCAAGGGCCAACUCCCACCCAUGUCCCUGCAACUCAAGGGCCAACCCCCACCCAUGUGCCCACGACUCAUGGCCCAACCACCACCCAUGUCCCUGCAACUCAUGGGCCAACCCCUAUUCAAGGGCCAACGAUUCAUGGCCCAACCACCACCCAUGUACCUGCAACUCAAGGGCCAACUCCCACCCAUGUCCCUGCAACUCAAGGGCCAACCCCCACCCAUGUGCCCACGACUCAUGGCCCAACCACCACCCAUGUCCCUGCAACUCAAGGGCCAACUCCCACCCAUGUCCCUGCAACUCAAGGGCCAACCCCCACCCAUGUGCCCACGACUCAUGGCCCAACCACCACCCAUGUCCCUGCAACUCAAGGGCCAACCACCACCCAUGUGGCCACGAUUCAUGGGCCAACCCCUACUCAUGGGCCAACCACCACCCAUGUCCCUGCAACUCAAGGGCAAACUCCCACCCAUGUCCCUGCAACUCAAGGGCCAACCACCACCCAUGUCCCUACAACUCAAGGCCCAACCACUGCUCAUGGGGCAACCACCACACAUCUUCCUGCAGCUCAAGGACCAACUACCACCCAUGUGACCACGACUCAUGGGCCAACCCCUACUCAUGGGCCAACCACCACCCAUGUCCCUGCAACUCAAGGGCCAACUCCCACCCAUGUCCCUGCAACUCAAGGGCCAACCCCCACCCAUGUGCCCACGACUCAUGGCCCAACCACCACCCAUGUCCCUGCAACUCAAGGGCCAACUCCCACCCAUGUCCCUGCAACUCAAGGGCCAACCACCACCCAUGUGACCACGACUCAUGGGCCAACCCCUACUCAUGGGCCAACCACCACCCAUGUCCCUGCAACUCAAGGGCCAACCCCCACCCAUGUGCCCACGACUCAUGGCCCAACCACCACCCAUGUCCCUGCAACUCAAGGGCAAACCACCAUCCAUGUGACCACGACUCAUGGGCCAACCCCUACUCAUGGGCCAACCACCACCCAUGUCCUUGCAACUCAAGGGGCAACUCCCACCCAUGUCCCUGCAACUCAAGGGGCAACCACCACCCAUGUCCCUACAACUCAAGGCCCAACCACUGCUCAUGGGGCAACCACCACACAUCUUCCUGCAGCUCAAGGACCAACUACCACCCAUGUGCCCAUGACUCAUGGGCCAACCAGCACCAAUGUCCCUGCAACUCAAGGACCAAUAACCACACAUGUCCCUACAACUCAAGGGACAACCACUGCUCAUGGGGCAACAACCACACAUGUCCCUGCAACUCAAGGACCAACCACCACACAUGUGCAGACGACUCAUGGGCCAACCCCUAUUCAAGGGCCAACCACCACCCAUGUCCCUGCAACUCAAGGGCCAACCACCACCCAUGUGACCACGACUCAUGGGCCAACCCCUACUCAUGGGCCAACCACCACCCAUGUCCCUGCAACUCAAGGGCCAACUCCCACCCAUGUCCCUGCAACUCAAGGGCCAACCCCCACCCAUGUGCCCACGACUCAUGGCCCAACCACCACCCAUGUCCCUGCAACUCAUGGGCCAACCCCUAUUCAAGGGCCAACGAUUCAUGGCCCAACCACCACCCAUGUACCUGCAACUCAAGGGCCAACUCCCACCCAUGUCCCUGCAACUCAAGGGCCAACCCCCACCCAUGUGCCCACGACUCAUGGCCCAACCACCACCCAUGUCCCUGCAACUCAAGGGCCAACUCCCACCCAUGUCCCUGCAACUCAAGGGCCAACCCCCACCCAUGUGCCCACGACUCAUGGCCCAACCACCACCCAUGUCCCUGCAACUCAAGGGCCAACCACCACCCAUGUGGCCACGAUUCAUGGGCCAACCCCUACUCAUGGGCCAACCACCACCCAUGUCCCUGCAACUCAAGGGCAAACUCCCACCCAUGUCCCUGCAACUCAAGGGCCAACCACCACCCAUGUCCCUACAACUCAAGGCCCAACCACUGCUCAUGGGGCAACCACCACACAUCUUCCUGCAGCUCAAGGACCAACUACCACCCAUGUGACCACGACUCAUGGGCCAACCCCUACUCAUGGGCCAACCACCACCCAUGUCCCUGCAACUCAAGGGCCAACUCCCACCCAUGUCCCUGCAACUCAAGGGCCAACCCCCACCCAUGUGCCCACGACUCAUGGCCCAACCACCACCCAUGUCCCUGCAACUCAAGGGCCAACUCCCACCCAUGUCCCUGCAACUCAAGGGCCAACCCCCACCCAUGUGCCCACGACUCAUGGCCCAACCACCACCCAUGUCCCUGCAACUCAAGGGCCAACCACCACCCAUGUGGCCACGAUUCAUGGGCCAACCCCUACUCAUGGGCUAACCACCACUCAUGUUCCUACAACUCGGGGACCAACCACCACCCAUGUCCCUGCAACUCAAGGGGCAACUCCCACCAAUGUCCCUGCAACUCAAGGGCCCACCACCACCCAUGUCCCUGCAAAUCAAGGGCCAACUACCACCCAUGUGCCCACGACUCAUGGACCAACCCCUCCUCAUGGGCCAAACACCACCCUUGUCCCUGCAACUCAACGGCCAACCGCUCCAAAUCCAACAACUCCAGUCGCAGUCCCCACAUCUCCACCACCAGUUGUUGUCCUGUCAGCAACUUUAGAGGAACCGUUUGUGGAAGAAUUCAAUGAUGUCAACAGUGAGCAAUACAAAGCUCUUGAAAUUCGAGUUGUCACGUCGUGCGAUGCCAUCUACAGGCAGAGAUUCGGGUUUAUCUUCAUCCAGACUUUCAUUAUUCGGAUUUU
This is a messenger RNA of Phycodurus eques (leafy seadragon), 4176 nucleotides long. Its product is annotated as prestalk protein-like. The record is from RefSeq and is a predicted model, not a curated record. Bases 1 to 4062 code for a protein of 1353 amino acids. The transcript has 3 exons. NCBI's taxonomy places the organism in Eukaryota, Metazoa, Chordata, Actinopteri, Syngnathiformes, Syngnathidae.